AGCCUUGGCUCUUGGGGCGGGCGCGAGCUUCGAGCUUCGCGGCCAUGGCGGAGCAGCUUGCGAGGAUCUUCGGCACCGAGGAGGAUCGUGUGAACUGCCCCUUUUACUUCAAGAUUGGUGCUUGCCGCAAUGGCGAUCAGUGCAAUCGCUUGCACAACCGGCCCACCAUGAGUCAGACCCUCCUGCUCUCGCACAUGUAUCCGAACACUCCUGAAUCCUUGGCACUGGCCAACGACGAGCCGUGGGACGACGACAUGUACGACCGCGCACAGGCCCACCUGGAAGCUUUCUACGUGGAGGUGUUCCUGGAGUUGGCCAAUUACGGAGAGAUUGAGGACUUGGUCGUGGUCGAUAAUCUCUGCGAUCACAUGAUCGGCAACGUCUAUGUGAAGUACUACCACGAGGAGGAUGCAGAGAGGGCCUUGAUGAAGCUCACAGGCCGAUUCUACAGUGGCAAGUUGAUCCAGGCCGAGUACACCACCGUCUCCGACUUCCGAGAGGCGCGCUGCCGUGCGUUCCACGAGACCCGCUGCAAUCGCGGAGCCUACUGUAACUUCAUGCACAUCAAGCACAUCCCUCGUGCGAUUAAGCGACGCGUGGUGCGAGAGAUGUACGACGAUCACCCCGAGUACCUGGGACAGACUGCAAAGAAGUCUAAGAAGGACAAGGACAAGGAUCGCGACCGCGACCGCGACCGCCGCAGCCGCUCCAGGCGCCGCGACAAGGAGAAGAAGGAGAAAGAUCGCGGUGAGGACAAGCCGCCUGCUCGCCAGACUUCUGAGGAACGCCGUGCCAUGAUUGCUUCCUGGAAUGCAGAGAAGGAAGGAGGAGUGGUAGCAUGAGGUACCCAGCAGUGACAGGUGAGUAGAAGUCUCCUAGUCAGGCACUAAUCCUUCGCUGGUUCCUUUGCCAGCGCUUUCCGAGUGGGACUGGGGAUUUUGGCAAGCGGAACUUGCCCGCUGGUGGGUAUGACUCAUAUGACCCGAAUCCGCUGGCUGCCCCCGACGUCGGGGCUCGCACAUCAGGAAGUUCGGGCUAGGAUUUUGAGGGAUUGGUUAGGGAUCC
Effrenium voratum is the source of this 1065-nucleotide messenger RNA. The record is from the annotation of a GenBank genome assembly. Lineage: Eukaryota; Dinophyceae; Suessiales; Symbiodiniaceae.